UGCACUGGGAAAGAUGCUUUCAUGAACGGGAAGCAUCUUUCCCAGCUUCCAGCCACAUACUCACCUCUCCAAAGCCAUCCUGGGGACUGGCUUGCCAUGCGGCCAUCCCACCUCAUCCCACCAAUGCUGGCAGGACCCCCUGGCCAUGCUGGUGUCCAGUGCUGGUCUCCCUGCAAGCACUGCAGGGAGAUGCAUGAAGUGCAUUUUGGGGCAUCUCCUUGCCAGGCAGAAGCCAGGAGGGAUUUUCUGUCUCUUUUCCCCCAAAAGCAAAUGAUUUUGCUGUUGCCAGCGUGGGAAGAGGGGAAGGCCCCAUGCUUUCUUUCUCUUGCCUGGGGAAGGCUGGGGUUAUUUUUUCCAAGUGGUGCUUUCAGAGAGACCUAUUAAUGUGCCAGCAGGACAGAGCCUUUCACAGGGGCCAUAAUCACUAGAAAUGAGGCAAAAUGAGAAAAAUCAGUGGGCUGAACAUGUUGAGGAGGGGCAGCAAAACUACACUGCUAUUGAAGGGCACCACAGGACCCUCGCUCUAGCUGGGGCCACAAAAGCCAUCAGGAAGUCAAAGUUCUGAUGUGAUGAGGAUGCCCAGCAGGGAAGGAGGAGGCGAGGAGACCUGACAAGGAAAACAGUCUCCAGGGCUGUGGGUGGGUUGGAGAGUCCCACUGCUCCAUGCCCUGCCAUGGGGGCGCAGGAGGCUUUCAGAGCACCUGGUUCAGCCAUGCUGGCCCCCAGCAGCCAGCUGGCACUGGGGAUGUUUGGCCUUGCUGCCUCUGAGUCACUUUAGGUUGUAUCCCACCACAGGAAUUUGGGAAGCUGGCUGUUUUGGGAAGGGUUCUGCAGCUGAUAUGCCAGCCCAUCGACUAUGAGGGCUUUCACCUCUUCAUGAAGACCUACCUGGAGGCAGACGUGCCUGAGGAGCUUUGCCAACACCUCUUCACCUCCUUCAAGCGUAAGAUAUGUCAAGUGUCCCCCGAGACCCAGCGCCAGAGCCCCAGCGUCUCGCAGCACAACACCCUUGGGAUCAAUGGGAAAACGCUUCUAAGUGCCCUAGGACGACACACUCCUGAGCCCAAGAGCUGCCACAGCAACACAGCUGAGGCGCAGCCAGCAUCCCUCACCCCAGCAUCCAUCCCCAAUGCCUCCCCCAGCUGGUCCAGGUCGUCCUCCCAGAAGUCCACCACUGGCACCCCUUCUGUUCACAACUCCUCUGGCUCUUCGAAGAUCUCCUCCGGGUCCCUGCUGAGCCCUCAGUCACCAGGGAUGAGGAGCGUGGAGAAGAGGUUACCCUUCAGCCUGCGGAAGAGCCACAGCUCCCUGAAAGCUGCCCCCCCACAGCCCCCUGCACCCCUGGCACAAGUGGUCCACCUGAAGGACAUCGUCUGCUACCUGUCCCUGCUGGAGAGGGGACGAGCUGAGGACAAGCUGGAGUUUAUGUUUCGCCUCUAUGAUACUGAUGGAAAUGGCCUCCUGGACAGCUCGGAGCUGGAUCGUAUCAUCAACCAGAUGGUGCAUGUGGCCGAGUACCUGGAGUGGGACUCCACCGAGCUGAAGCCUAUCUUGAAGACAAUGAUGGAGGAGAUUGACUACGACCAUGACGGGACCGUGACGCUGGAGGAGUGGAUCCGCGGAGGCAUGACCACCAUCCCUUUGCUGGUCCUUCUAGGGAUGGAGACGAACGCGAAGGACGAUGGGCAGCACGCCUGGAGGCUGAAGCACUUCAAGAAACCUGCCUACUGCAACUUCUGCCACACCAUGCUGCUGGGGGUCCGCAAGCAGGGCCUCUGCUGCUCCUUCUGCAAGUACACCGUCCACGAGAGGUGCGUGUCCAAAGAUAUCGCCUCCUGCAUCAGCACCUAUGUGAAAUCCAAGAGAAACACAAGCGUGAUGCAGCACACGUGGAUUGAGGGAAAUUCCCCCGUCAAGUGUGACAGAUGCCACAAGAGCAUCAAGUGCUACCAGGGCAUCACCGGCCUGCACUGCGUCUGGUGCCAAGUCACCCUCCACAACAAAUGUGCCUCCCAUGUGAAGCCGGAGUGUGAUGGGGGUCCACUGCGGGACCACAUCUUGCUGCCUUCCUACAUCUGCCCUGUUGUCCUGGACAGGCAGUCCCACUGCCGGAGAUCCGAGAGCGACUCCCCUGCCAGCACCAACCCCGAGGACAACCAGGGCUUCAAGUUGAACCCCAGCACAGUGGAUGGGCAAGGACUGCAGAUCAGCCCGCGGCCUGGGACACAUCCCCUCCUGGUGUUUGUGAACCCCAAGAGUGGAGGAAGGCAAGGGGAGCGGGUCCUUCGGAAAUUUCACUACCUCCUCAACCCACGCCAAGUGUACAACCUGGACCGCGGCGGGCCUGCGCCAGGGCUGAGCUUCUUUCGGGACACUCCAGAUUUCCGCGUCCUGGCCUGCGGAGGGGACGGCACAGUGGGCUGGAUCCUGGACUGCAUAGACAAGGCAAACUUGGCAAAGCACCCGCCGGUCGCCAUCCUGCCCCUGGGAACGGGCAAUGACCUGGCCCGGUGCCUGCGCUGGGGAGGAGGCUAUGAAGGAGGCAACCUGAUGAAGGUCCUGAAAGACAUUGAGCACAGCACAGAGGUGAUGCUGGACCGCUGGCAGAUAGACGUCAUUCCCAGUGACAGGGAGGCCAAUGGAGACCCUGUCCCAUCCACCAUCAUCAACAACUACUUCUCCAUUGGGGUGGAUGCCUCCAUUGCCCACCGCUUCCACGUCAUGCGAGAAAAGCACCCUGAGAAAUUCAACAGCAGAAUGAAGAACAAGCUGUGGUACUUCGAAUUUGGGACAUCGGAGACCUUUGCAGCCACCUGCAAGAAGCUCCACGACUAUGUCGAGGUGGAGUGUGAUGGGACCCUGCUGGACCUGAGUAACACAUCCCUGGAGGGCAUCGCUGUCCUUAACAUCCCCAGCAUGUACGGCGGCUCCAACCUCUGGGGUGAGACCAAGAAGCAGCGUGGUUACAACCGGCUGGGCAAGAAAGUGCCUGAGAAGCUGCAUGCCACGGUGGUCACCGACGCCAAGGACCUCAAGUUCUGCGUGCAGGACCUCAGUGACCACCUCCUGGAGGUGGUGGGGCUGGAGGGUGCGAUGGAGAUGGGGCAGAUCUACACAGGACUGAAGAGUGCUGGGAAGAGGCUGGCCCAGUGUUCGUCCGUCACCAUCAGGACGUCCAAGCUGCUGCCCAUGCAGGUGGAUGGAGAGCCCUGGAUGCAGCCAUCCUGCACGGUCAAAAUUACACAUAAGAGCCAAGUGCCGAUGCUGCUGGGGCCCCCUCAGAAGAGCAGCUUCUUCUUCCUGAAGAGAAGAAACCGAACUCGAGAAUAAGCAGUGUGCAAGAGCCACAGCACAGGGGGGUCCUGGACACCCACCCAGUGUGGGGGUUCCCCAAUCCCCACUCUGUGGUAGGGAAAGGGAACACCCUCCCAAGCCCAGCGGGGAUGAUUUGUCGUAGGAAGGUCUCGGAGGUUCCUUCCCAACCACCAGAAGCAUCUUCUCCAGCCAGAUGGAGGCGGAGGGCGAGGGCAGGCUGGCACACAGGGAGUGUGUUUACCAGCACAGCACCAGGACUGGGGUUCCUUUCCCUCUAUUUAAAUGACGUCCGCCCCAGCGGAGCUGCAGAGGAACGUGCUCCGGAGCAAACACCAAGCUUCACUUAUUUAUUUCCAAUCCUCUCGAAGGACACUCGAUGUUUUGCUGCGCUGGCUUCGUGUCCACCAGCCCCUGCACAUGGAGGAGUUAUUUAUUUUCUUAGCCUAGAGGAGACGGUCUCUGCCCUGCCUUCAGCCACUGUUUCUGGGACGGGUUUUAAGCAGAUGCAAAGAUAGCCCUUGCUGCUGGCCCUGGGAGCCACGAGGCGUGGGACAGGCUGGGGACAGAUGGUGCCUGGGCCACAGGGACAAGCGUGGGAUGGAUGGGAGGAGACUGUGUUUUGAAGGGGAAAUGGCAAAAAUAGGAUUUCGGGGGAGCUGUCAGUCCUGGGCCCCCCCGCCAUGCCCCAGCUCUGGGCUUUAUGUUCAUAUUGAUGUAAGUAUUUAGCAAACUUUGGGGGGACUUUGGGGGUCCCCUUCUUUUUAUGAGCCUAGGUUGGACACAAACGCCACCUCCCUUGUCUGCUGGCUGUUCCCCAUGGCACCUCCUUCUGUGUGGACUUUCCUCUCUCCUAAAGGCUGCCAGCCUGCCCCAGGGACUGGGGAUCCUGGAGACAGAUAUCCAGAAGCAAUUCUCACUUGGAAGUGUGUGUGGUCCCCCCUUUUACAUGUCUCCCCAUGUGCUUCACUAGCCCAGUGCUGUCCCAGUGGUGAUUUGUGCUGCCUCUGGUGCUCCUGGGUGGCUGCAGGGAGCUUUGGAGAGCUGUUGCACGUCAGUUUCCACAUGGCCAGGUCCCCCACCCACCCUGAAACUGAGGAGCUUUGCAGAUGCUGACUGCUGGAGCCCAGCUGGAAUGCACAGGCAGGUUUUGGUGGCAUCACCUAUGUGUGAUGAGGUGUGUGGGCACAGACCACAGGAUGCAGCUUCUCCCCAGGAUGUGAUAGGGACCAAAAAGCGAGCAAAUGCACAGAGGCCAUGAUGGCCUGGAUGUGUGAUCCACUUCACAGUGCUUCCAGCAGCCAGGAGUUGGCAGGAUCAGCCCACAGGAAGGGCUGCUGGUUGCUUCUGCAGGCAGCUGCUGUCUCCUGCAGCGGCCCUUGUGUGGGGGGAUGCUCAGCUCCCCAGUCAGCCCCUGUUCCCAGGCAGCUGCCUCUGAUCUGGUGGAGGUCCCUGUGCUGCUGUCAGCAAGCUAGAAGUGGUGUGUGCCCCAUGGAUGUUGCCACAGGCAGGAAAACCACUGCUUGUCCGCGCUAUGCCUCUGGCACAGGGGACAAGUCACCGUAUCCUCCCCAGUGACGCAGUGCCUGGUCCCUCGUCACACUGCAGGUCUCCAUUCAAUAGCAUCCUCCUGGCUGCGCGGAGGGUGCUUCCAUCAUUAAGUUUCAGAGUGAACAAUGAGCUAAGAGAGAGCUGCUGGUCAACCCCCUCCAGGCAGGGACAGUGCUGUCAUGUGUGGGCUCUUUCUGAUAGCAGCUGCAGGGCCCUGCUGACAGGGGAGGAGGUGGCGGCACCCUGGGGAGCCCCAGCCAGGCUCCAUCCCACAAGUGCCGCUCUCAGCCAGGGCACAGGAGGAGGCCCUAGUGGGCUGCCACGGCUCCCUCUCCUCCUGCCCUUGGCACCAGCGCCGGGCAGGGUGAGCUGGGGGCAGGUGCUUGCUGCAAUGCAGCACCCAGGGAUGCACUGGCAGUAGCUGAGGAGCCAUGAAGAGGGUGCCCUGUGCUGCAGAGCACGGAGGUUGCCACAGCUCACUGGAGCUGUGAGCUGUGCACAUGGGCACGCUCCAUCCACAGUGUGUAAAUCCCCCGUCCUCCUCCUCACCCAGGGUGGCUGUUAAUGAGUAGCCAGGUGAAAGCAUACAGGAGCUGGGCCAAAUAAACCCUGUGUCCCAUGAACCAGCAGCCUCCAUUUCUCCAGCCCUUCUCCAACAGCAGCUGUGCCUUGAAGCCCCCUGCUCAGGAUGGGUGAAAGAAACCUCAGCUGUCCCCCCUGGCAGUGUUCAAGGCCAGGUUGGACGGGGCUUGGAGCAACCUGGUCUAGUGGAAGGUGUCCCUGCCCGUGGCAGGGGCUUGGAACUGGGUGAGCUUUAAGGUCCCUUCCAACCCAAACCAUUCUGUGAUUCUGUGAUCUCCAGAACUUUGCCAGCAGGUGGGGUGAUAGGUUUGAUCCGUGGGAUGACAACACAUGAGGUCAGCGGUGUUUAUAGCAGCAGAUCUGGAUCCAUUUCCCUGCCUGCUCAGCCUCAACCCAGGGUUUUAUCCCGGGGCUCCAUUUAGGAAGUGCGUGUACGGAAUCAGCAACGGUUUUCACAGCAGACCUGCUCCUUGCACCUGGUCAUGGUUUGCUGGGCUCGGGACAAAGAGCAGUGCUUGGGCCUCUGCUGUGGUUUGCUGCCCAUGGCCCUGCAGGGCCAGGGGAAGCAAGGAGGCACCAUGCCUGCACCCAUGGGUCUGGCAGCAUGUUGGAGGUGAGGAGCACUGCUUUGAGCUCAAAGCCAGGAGGUAGCACUCGGACAUGUGUCCUGCAGGGCACAGAGAGCCCAGGACCUGAGCCAGCGGAACAAGGACUCACCAGCACCAGUCUGCCAAGAGUGACAGGCUCCCAUAGAGACAUCCCCUUCUGAUGAUCAGUGCAAUGGUCCCUGCCACCUCCCCUGGGAGACACAGCUUCAAUCCAUUCCCACCAUGCCAAAGCCAUAGUUCAAUGGGCCCGGCAGCUAACGACCUCCUCAGUCUAAUGGUGCAAAUGUCUCCAGCCCAGGAGGGCACCCACAGAAGCUAGGAUGCUGGCUUGGCUAUCCCUGGUUCCAGAGGUGCAGCUGAGGGAAAGUUGGAGCUCUGAACCCCUUGUCCCCCUUGGUGUCUCCUGGCUUAGCCCCAUUGAUCCCUUGAAGGCCACAGGAUGGAGCAGAAGCCCCCAAACACCACCCCCAGCCCCAGGCACUGGUGCCAGUGCUGGGGGGCCCCUGAGAGCUGGGGAACCUCAUUCCCAGCCCCAGCCCUGUCCUGCCGCUGUGUGCGUAGCUGUGGUUGCCUGCAUGGAAAUGGUGUCCGUAGCAUAGCGCAUGUUGCCGUGUACACCUGGACUGCUGUGGGCUUGCCUCAAAUAAAGAUGGUGAUGAAAUA
Molecule: messenger RNA, 6716 nt
Organism: Strigops habroptila (Kakapo)
Lineage: Eukaryota; Metazoa; Chordata; Aves; Psittaciformes; Psittacidae
Product: diacylglycerol kinase beta-like
Exons: 23
Coding region: 877-3330 (817 amino acids)
Biological process (GO): lipid phosphorylation; diacylglycerol metabolic process; intracellular signal transduction
Cellular component (GO): plasma membrane
Molecular function (GO): calcium ion binding; ATP-dependent diacylglycerol kinase activity
Source: RefSeq, a predicted model, not a curated record